GCGCAACCCUAUCAUGCGCUUCCGAAAGAGGAAUCACGCACUUUCAACUUAACCGCCAGUCGCUCCACUCUAUCCCAUCCACCAUUUAAACCAACCACCACCCUCUUCGCGUUGUUAGAGCGAUUCCCCGAAGAGCGCCAGGAACUCGCAACAAUGCUUAUCCCUAAGGACGACCGCAAGAAGAUCCACGAGUACCUCUUCCGCGAGGGUGUGCUCGUGGCCAAGAAGGACUUCGAGUCCAAGCAUGGCGACAUUGACACCAAGAACCUCUACGUGAUCAAGGCCCUCCAGUCCCUCGACUCCCGCGGCUAUGUCAAGACCCGGUUCUCGUGGCAGUACUACUACUACACCCUCACCCCCGAGGGUCUUGACUACCUACGUGAGUGGCUCCACCUCCCCGCUGAGGUUGUCCCUGCCACCCACAUCAAGCAGCAGCGUUCCCACGCUCCCCCUCGUGGUAUGAUGGGUGGUGAGGAGCGUGAGCGCCGUCCCCGUCCUACCCGUGAGGGUGGCUACCGCCGCCGCGACCAGGAGAAGGAGGGUGGUGCUCCCAGCGAGUUCGCCCCUAACUUCCGUGGUGGAUUCGGCCGUGGCCGUGGUGGUGCUCCCUCUUCUUAG
Molecule: messenger RNA, 618 nt
Organism: Aspergillus bombycis
Lineage: Eukaryota; Fungi; Ascomycota; Eurotiomycetes; Eurotiales; Aspergillaceae
Product: 40S ribosomal protein eS10
Exons: 4
Cellular component (GO): cytosolic small ribosomal subunit
Molecular function (GO): RNA binding; structural constituent of ribosome
Source: RefSeq, a predicted model, not a curated record